AUGUACCCUGGCAUACUCGUCACCAGGUUAUCCAGAAGCUACAGACCAUCACCGCCUUCAAUAAUGAGUUCAAACUCAGGCCAAUCGGGAGUCAAACGGGCGGCUUCACCCAUGGAUCUACAGCAGCAGGAACGUCGAAUUCUGCAACUGAAACAAGCUCGCGAUGCCAAUGGGUUCAGAAUACGUCAACAAGACCUCGAUAAAGCCAAGAGUGUCUACGAUCAGAUGGGCGGCAAGGACUCGCAUGACUCAACACUCGUCCAAGGCAAGACCAUUCAAGAAGAAGAAGCUGAGGGAGCUAGGUAUAUCGUGGAGGGGAAAUUGCGUAAGGUGCUGCCGUACUAUUUCACAUACUUGACAUAUUGCAAACUUCGAUGGAGGGACCGGAAGUUGCUAGACGUUUUCCUUGAUGAAUUUAGAGAUCGUACACCGGAAGCGUAUAAAAAGGCCAUAGAAACAGGCAUGGUUUGCAUCAACUCCAAACCUGCUGAUUUGUCUACCGUGAUCAAGAAUGGAGACUUGAUUAGUCAUCGCGGAUAUCGACGCGAGGGUCCCGUGAGCUCAGCUGAGAUUAAAAUUGUUCAUGAAGAUGACGAUUUGUUGGUCGUUGAUAAGCCCUCGGGUAUACCUGUUCACCCCACGGGGAGGUAUAGAUACAACACCGUGACCAAGAUUUUGCAGCAUGAGAUGGGUAAAGUUGCCCACCCUUGUAAUAGACUAGACCGGUUGACUUCGGGGCUAAUGUUUUUGGGCAAGACUGCUCACGGUUCAAAUAAGCUUAUGCUCCAGAUUAGAGACCGAAGCGUGUUUAAGGAAUAUAUUGCACGUGUCAAGGGCAAAUUCCCUGUGGAAAAAGAAAAAGAAGGUGGCAGUGGUGGUGGCAGUGGUACGGUUGUUGUUGAUAAGCCGUUGUCGACCUUGAACAAGAAACUUGCCCUAAAUGUUGUGGAUUUGAAUCGGGGGAAGGAGGCUUUGACCGAGUUCAAGAGAAUUUCAUAUGACCCCGUCACGAACACCAGCGUAGUGAAAUGUCACCCCUUAACUGGUCGCACUCACCAAAUUCGAAUCCAUCUACAGUAUCUUGGCUACCCCAUUGCUAAUGAUCCCAUAUAUUCUAGUGCUCAAGUAUGGGGCGAAAACUUGGGUCGCAACGGAGAAGCCGAUCUUGAACAGGUGCAAGCAAAGUUAGACACCAUUGGCAAAUCCCGGGCUGCAUCAAGUUGGAUCCACCCUGAGCAAGAUGGAGAAAAAUUGACUCAUGAAACGUGUCCACACACGGGACUUCCUUUAUAUUCCGACCCUGGUGUCAAUGAUUUGGAGUUGUGGCUCCAUGCGCAUUUGUAUGAGGCACUCGAUGGAAGCUGGAGUUACAAGACACAGUAUCCUGAGUGGUCCGUUGAGUAUAGCAGGAAAUUCAUGGAGAUGGCCAUCGCGGAAGCCGAAAAAUGCGGCGAGACCCAAACACAGUUCAACGUUGGUUGCGUUUUGGUCCACGAUGGCAAGGUCAUCUCCACGGGCCACUCACGCGAGCUUGAAGGUAACACACACGCUGAGCAAUGUGCAUUGGAGAAACUUUUUGCAGAGACGGGCAAGAGGGACGUGCCCCCUGGAACGGAAUUGUACACCACGAUGGAGCCUUGCUCGUUGAGACUAAGCGGCAACUUGCCAUGCGUGGACCGGAUUCUUGCGCUCCCGAAUAUAAGAACCUGCUUUGUUGGAGUUCUCGAGCCCGAUGUGUUUGUGAAAAACAACCUGUCUUACAAAAGACUCAAGGAUGCCGGUGUUUCUUACGUACAUAUACCCGGGUAUGAAGAGAAAUGUCUAGAAAUUGCCAAAAGAGGGCACGAAAAGAUUAAAACAUAA
Messenger RNA from Lodderomyces beijingensis, 1863 nucleotides. The record is from the annotation of a GenBank genome assembly. Lineage: Eukaryota; Fungi; Ascomycota; Pichiomycetes; Serinales; Debaryomycetaceae.